Tachysurus fulvidraco (yellow catfish) is the source of this 1604-nucleotide messenger RNA. RefSeq lists its product as uncharacterized. The transcript is spliced from 2 exons. The coding region runs from base 14 to 1369 and encodes 451 amino acids. NCBI's taxonomy places the organism in Eukaryota, Metazoa, Chordata, Actinopteri, Siluriformes, Bagridae. The record is from RefSeq and is a predicted model, not a curated record.
AUUCCUCUGUCACAUGCUUUUGAGUUCACGGCCCUUUGUGCAUCCUCACAUCACAUAUAAGACUCCGAUCAGGAGGCAGGUUUCAGUCGCUGAUCAGAAGAAACACGAGCGAGCAGAGAUGGCGAGCAAACCUGUGAGUGCCGGCAGCAAAAGACCCAGAGAUCCUUCUGUUCAGGGGGUAAAGGUCAAGUUUUUGGUCAAUAUACCUUUGAAGGUGGAUUCAGAGGUUGAGGCAAAGAAGAGGUAUGGUUAUCUGCUGGAGAAGCUGCCUGAAGGCUUUAGACAAGAGGACAGGAUAGCUUUGGAAGACGUAGCUGUGAUUUUUGGCAUGAACGGAAAAUACACUGCAGAAGUAGACAAGGCUCUGAAGAAUAUCAAAGAAACUCUAGAUACCCCUAACCCUCAUUACGCACAUAUCAAGCACUCUGUCAUCACCUACACCUGGGGAAAAGGUGGAACAAUAGCACAAGAUGUUCCGGACCCAAAGCCUGACAAACCAAAGGACUGUGUUCCCUACCAGGACAUUCGUGAGUAUCUGAAAAACCACGAUGAGACAAAGAAACUUGUGAAAGAGUUGAGGGAUAAGGAUCCAAACUGUCUGGUGUACUUCAGUUUUGUUGAUAGUGACACGGUCAACUUUAACUCCAUCUACAGUGAAUACAUACAGAUUGUGCAAGACGAGCUGAGGAAAGACUCCGUCCCUCCCACUGUGAUGUCGACUGGUUACGAGGUCAACCGCGACAGCGAGCAUCACAUUGCCACUUGGCUGGACCGCAUGACUCGGGUAGCCGUGGCAGAAGUCAAUCCCCUGCUUGCGUACUACCCAGAACCUAACUUCUGUGUCUUAGUGAAGCAGGGAUGUGACACCAUAACGGAGAGUUUCAUCAAGCCAAAAAGGAAUAAAAACCAGCGUAAUAUGGAGUCAGCAGUUCUAAUCAAACAGAUCAGAAAGGAACGCGGUGAAAUUAAAGCUGUGUUUUCUGAUAGACAGCCAAUCCACAUCCUUGUUCCUGAGAGGUUCGAGCUUAGUGGCAAAGGCCUGAAUACCGGACAGUCGGCCCUGAAGGCAAGGACUUUUGCGAUCUGUACUUAUGCUAACGGGGAACUCACACACGCAAGAGUAUACAAGAGUCAGCAGCCAGACACAGUGAUAAAAGGCAAGCUGCCUAAAGGGAUAGCGGGCAUUAACAGAGGCUUCAUCAUUAACUUAUAUGACUGCAAAGACGACAAGAAAUUCGAAGAGCUGGCUAAGCAGAACCCCUUCGACAUCGACGGAGAAGUCGCCACAAGCCUAGUGGAGGCCAUUAGAGCAGCGAGAGAGUAUCGAAAGUUUCUUGAUGAAUUUGAUGAAAAGCUCAAGGAUUAUUAAUUUCAGCUGAUUGUUAUAAACUUCACUUAGAUGAAGCACUGCUUUAAUCAGCAACAUCAGGAAGCUGUCAAUCAACCAGAUUUCUUCUUCAUCUUCUCUCAUUAUUUUUAAAAAUCUGUAGACGUUUGAUUCUGGAUUAAUAUAUUACAUUUAUAUAAAUAUACAGUCCAUAUAUCCUGCUUAUGUCAUUGUUAAAGAAAAAAUCUAAUAAAAGCUGAUCGUAGCCGUAACUUCU